AUGAUUGGGCAGCUCCGAGUCGAGGUAGAUCGAGUUCGAGCUGAUUGCCAACAGUGGAAGAAGAAUAUGGAUCAACUUGCUACUGAAAAGGAAGAUGUUAAGGCCCAACUAGCCUUGGCUAAAGCUCAGCUCCGAGGUGCUAAAGCGAAGGGCUUGGCUCAGGCCAGGAAAGUUGAGGGGCUGGAGGCCGAACUGGCUAAAGCCCGUACCGAAGCUGCACAGGCUAAGGCUGAAGCUGCACAAGCUAAAGUCGAAGCUGAGAAGACUAAGGUUGCGGCUGAUAAAUCCAUUACUAUAUAUAUGAGAGAAGCCGCAGCCGUUCAAGCAGAGUUGACGGAGGCCUCCGAUCGAACAAGACGGAGCAAUGAAUUGGCUGAGUGCCGAGCCCGAAGGGAGACUCUCGAGGAAAUCCAUGCUCGGGGGUUCGACCUUGCCGAGGAGAUAGCCGAAGCACAGGCGCGGGAAACCGAUGCUAGGUUUCUUGUCUCCUCCAACGAUGAGGACAUGGUGAGUGGCUCCGGGGAUGGGGAAAGUGAGGAAGAUUCUCCCGAAUGGGAAGAGGCUCCCGAAGAUAAAGCCCCUGAAGAUGAUGCACCCGGGGACAUGGCCUCGAAAAUAGAUUAG
Nicotiana attenuata is the source of this 624-nucleotide messenger RNA. RefSeq lists its product as uncharacterized. The coding region runs from base 1 to 624 and encodes 207 amino acids. The transcript has a single exon. NCBI's taxonomy places the organism in Eukaryota, Viridiplantae, Streptophyta, Magnoliopsida, Solanales, Solanaceae. The record is from RefSeq and is a predicted model, not a curated record.